Molecule: messenger RNA, 627 nt
Organism: Camellia sinensis
Lineage: Eukaryota; Viridiplantae; Streptophyta; Magnoliopsida; Ericales; Theaceae
Source: RefSeq, a predicted model, not a curated record
AUGGCAUUCGGCAAUGUGUUGACUGGGGAAAUAGAGAUGUGCCAACAAAUUACGCAGCAAACUGGUGUUAUAGUCGAUCCAAUAUACACGCUGUUGAGGAAGAAUGUCAACUCUUGUAUCUCAUCUAAUUAUUUCAUGCUGCGAGCUGCAAUUGACCACAUCAUUAAUUCUGCUGCAAAAUCAAAUUACAUGUCUACUGGCCAGAUAAAUGUACCUAUUGUUUUUAGAGGACCAAAUGGGGCUGUUGCUGGUGUAGGUGCCCAACACUCCCAGUGUUUCGCAGCAUGGUAUGACGCCUGUGCUGGUUUGAAAGUGCUGGCCCCAUACUCAUCUGAAGAUGCUCUUGAACUGCUAAAAGCUACCAUUAGAGACCCUGAUCCUAUUGUUUUCCUUGAAAAUGAGUUAUUUUUUUGCCUCCCAAUAAGGAAAGCUAAGGUAGAGAGAAAAGGAAAGGAUGUCACGAUUAUAACUUUUUCAAGGAUGGUGGGCUAUGCGAUUAAGGUUUCUAAUAACGAGGAAGGUGUUGCUUCAGAAAUAUUUACCAGAUCUCUAAUGAGUAAUGAAAUGGAGAUAUCUAAUGCAUGUGGAAAUGGAGAUCAAGAUAGUCUUCUAGGAGAGCAACAAUAA